This is a messenger RNA of Punica granatum (pomegranate), 1613 nucleotides long. Lineage: Eukaryota; Viridiplantae; Streptophyta; Magnoliopsida; Myrtales; Lythraceae. The record is from RefSeq and is a predicted model, not a curated record.
AGGAGAAUUGAAUAAGCAGUGGGAGUAAGCCCUCACCGUUAAGACUUGAAGGAGCCAAUAUUGUCUCAGCUUCAGAUCAGUCUUCCUCCUCCUCCUCGUCUGCAAAAUCUAGGGUUCCCUUCCAGCCAAGAAUCGGGCGAAAAUGGUGAGGGCAAUGCUGAAGAGGCUCGUCUCUCACUCUCUUUCCAUUGCCGGCAGGUCUCAGCACAAUCAGCUCCGCCGCCUCAACAUCCACGAGUACCAGGGAGCUGGGUUGAUGGGCAAAUACGGCAUUAAUGUCCCAAAGGGUGUUGCUGUUUCAUCGGUGGAGGAAAUUAAGAAAGCUAUCCAGGAUGUAUUUCCCAACGAGAAGGAGUUGGUCGUAAAAAGCCAAAUUCUUGCGGGUGGAAGAGGUUUGGGAACCUUCAAGAGUGGACUCAAAGGUGGAGUCCAUAUUGUCAAGGUUGAGGAGGUUGAACAGAUAGCCGGUAAGAUGCUUGGACAGAUCCUUGUGACCAAACAAACAGGUCCCCAGGGAAAAGUUGUGAGCAAGGUUUACUUGUGUGAGAAACUGUCCCUUACCAAUGAGAUGUACUUUGCCAUCACUCUGGAUCGCAAAACUGCUGGCCCACUUAUUAUUGCCUGCAGCAAGGGAGGAACUAGCAUUGAAGAUCUUGCUGAGAAAUUUCCUGACAUGAUAAUCAAGGUCCCUAUUGAUGUCUUCGAAGGGAUCACUGAUGAGGAUGCUGCGAAGGUUGUGGAUGGGUUAGGAUUAAAAGCUGCAGACAGAAACUCUUCCAUUGAACAAGUGAAGAAGUUAUAUGAGCUCUUCUGCAAGUGUGAUUGCACAUUAUUAGAGGUUAACCCCAUUGCAGAGACAUCUGAUAACAAGUUAGUUGCUGCUGAUGCAAAAUUGAACUUCGAUGACAAUGCUGCAUACCGUCAGAAAGAAAUAUUUGCUCUCCGCGAUCCUACCCAAGAAGAUCCUCGAGAGGUUGCCGCAGCAAAGGCAGAUCUCAACUAUAUCGGUUUGGAUGGAGAGAUAGGUUGCAUGGUGAAUGGUGCAGGACUGGCUAUGGCUACAAUGGAUAUCAUUAAGUUGCAUGGAGGAACUCCUGCAAACUUCCUUGACGUUGGUGGAAAUGCUUCAGAAAGCCAGGUGGUGGAAGCAUUUAACAUACUGACAUCUGAUGACAAGGUCAAAGCAAUUUUAGUCAACAUAUUUGGGGGGAUUAUGAGGUGUGAUGUGAUUGCAAGUGGCAUUGUUAAUGCCGCCAAACAGGUUUCUCUGAAGGUGCCUGUGGUGGUUCGUCUCGAAGGCACCAAUGUUGAUCAAGGGAAGAGAAUACUAAAAGAGAGUGGAAUGACUCUAAUCACCGCAGAAGACCUAGACGAUGCAGCCGAGAAAGCCGUGAAGGCCUCAGCAAGUUGAGUCAGACUCCAGUGACAAUAUUUCCCUCAUUUCAAUUUUUGGGGCAGGAGGAAUCUGCCUUUCUAGUUUGGUGGUUGAGUAUACAUGAUUUUGUGCACACUGGCGGAGCCAUUAUUUUCUCUUGUGAAAGGAAAUUCCCUGAGAUUCUUCUUCCUUAAUAAGAAGGAAAUUUUAUGUUACGAUAAGAUUGCUGUUUGAAUUA